Messenger RNA from Benincasa hispida (wax gourd), 1840 nucleotides. RefSeq names its product Protein kinase superfamily protein. NCBI's taxonomy places the organism in Eukaryota, Viridiplantae, Streptophyta, Magnoliopsida, Cucurbitales, Cucurbitaceae. The record is from RefSeq and is a predicted model, not a curated record. Gene Ontology annotation, molecular function: ATP binding; protein kinase activity. Gene Ontology annotation, biological process: protein phosphorylation.
CUAUGGCCAGCCUGCUUCCGAUUUUAGUUUAUCGUGAUAUAUUAACCAACCCAACGACACUCUUUAAAACUUCAACUGUUUGGUCACCUGUUCCUUGAACAACUUUUUCUCGAAUCCUUGGACUAACCCACCCACGAAAAUUGAAAUUUGAAACGAUCAUGUUUUCCUUCUAGAGAAGAAAAAAGUUUGGUCACUAAGAGACAAUUGGGUCUUUAGUGUAAAAUGAUUCAACAUUUUUUAUAAUUUAGUCAUUCCCUUCAUCUCAAUCUCUUCUAAAUUUGAGCAAUUCCAGUUCCUGUUGAAAUCACGCCACCCGCCUCGUAUUAGCUCAUCCUUGCUUGCUUGGACAAUUAUCUUUGUAGCAUAUUUUGGCCGUGCGUGUCAGUUGUCGUUAAGGAGCUCUUCGGUGUUUCAGGGGCCGAUAAGGGUUGAAGGAAGGGAUGUAAAAAAAGUGGUUGAUGUGUGUAUAUUGCAAUGGCUUCUUGUUGCUUUGCAAUCCUGAGUUGCUGUAAAGGAAAUAGCAGCACCGAGGAAGCGGCAGAAGGGAUUGGUGUUACCAACAAUGUACGCGUCUUUUCUUAUAAUUCCCUGAGGUCAGCAACUAGGAAUUUUCAUCCAUCAAGCAGAAUAGGUGCCGGAGGUUAUGGAGUUGUCUACAAAGGAGUUUUAAGGGAUGGCACCAAUGUUGCAAUCAAAUCACUGUCUGCAGAAUCAGCCCAGGGAUCUCGUGAAUUCUUAACCGAGAUAAAUAUGAUAUCAAAUAUAAGACAUCAAAAUCUUGUUGAACUGAUCGGUUGUUGCGUUGAAGGCACACAUCGAAUUUUGGUGUAUGAAUACCUGGAAAACAACAGCCUUGCAAGUACUUUGCUUGGUACAAUGAGUAAGGAUGUCGUUCUGGAUUGGCCAAAGAGAGCUAAAAUUUGUGUUGGUACAGCUUUGGGUCUUGCCUUCCUACAUGAGGAAGCCGAACCAUCUGUUGUUCAUAGAGAUAUCAAGGCUAGCAAUAUACUUCUUGACAGAAACUUUGAUCCUAAAAUAGGAGACUUCGGGUUGGCUAAACUUUUCCCAGACAAUGUUACUCAUGUGAGCACUCGAGUGGCCGGAACUGUUGGAUAUUUGGCCCCCGAGUAUGCACUUUUAGGACAGUUGACAAAGAAGGCAGAUGUAUACAGUUUUGGUGUACUCAUGCUGGAAAUAGUUAGUGGAAGUAGCAGCAGUAAAACAGCAUUUGGAGAAGAGUUGUCGAUUCUUGUGGAAUGGACUUGGAAAUUAAAACAAGAAGGACGGCUGGUAGAACUUAUAGAUCCGGAACUGAUCAAUUAUCCGAAGGCUGAGGUGAUGCGUUUCAUCACAGUUGCACUUUUCUGUACCCAAGCAUCUGCAAAUCAAAGGCCAACCAUGAAGCAGGUUGUGGAAAUGCUUUCAAGAGAGGUACACCUUAACGAAAAACUAUUGACAGAGCCAGGAGUGUACAAAGGACACAAAAGUAGGAAGUUAAAUGGUGCUGGUACUAGUUCUGAGGGAACGUCAUUCUCCCAUGGAGACAGAGGUAAAAGAGCUAUAAAGUCUUGUACUUCUUCACCCCAAUUUAAUAGCUCAAACAGUCUGACUCAAAUGCUUCCUAGGUGAUACUUAACCACUGCUUCUAUUCCCCUUGGUAGUGUAAUAUUUUCGAUCCAAUCCUACAAUUUACUUGCUUGUGAUACACAACCCACUACUAUUCUUGGUUUCUACUUACCUUCAUCCAAAAAUAUAGAACUUUUUACUAUUUCUCAUGGCUGUAAGACAAUUGUUUAUAGAAGUUCUUGAAUGGGAGGAAAUAAUAGAAUAUUUAUACUCC